UACACACUCACUGACUGGCACUCACUGACAGGCAUUCACUGCCUGACACUCACACUCACUGCCUGGGUCUGAUUCCAGGGGUAGCCGGCCACACAGACAGAUACCCAGACAGAGGGUGAGCUGAGUGUGGCAGCAUACCAGGCAUUAGUCAAUUGGAGGGCUACCCUCAUUCACAGGGCAGCAGCUGGCACCGCUGGCACACUCUGCCACCAGCCUUCCUGAAGGAAAAGUGGGCACCUUCACUGGCAGCUCUUCUUCUCCUGCACCAGUCACUCAUAGCUGGUAUCUCAACACCGUGCCACCACCAACAGCAUUCAGUGCCCACACAAGGACCAUCAUCACUACCCACUCAGGGACCUUCAUCCAGUGAACACACAGGGACCAUAAUCACUACCCACACACGGACCAUCUUCACUACCCACACAGGGGAUUUUCUUACAGUGCCCACCUAAGGGAGUACUUGCAUCCAGUGCCCACACAGGUGACCUGCAUACAGUGCCACACAGGAGUACUGCGUCCAGUGCCCACACAAGGACCUUUACCUAGUGCCCGUUUAGAGACAAUCAUCACUAUCCACACAGGGACCAUCAUCAGAGCCCUCAGGGGAUAUUCUUACAGUGCCCACCCAGGGCAGGACCUGCAUCCAAUGCCCACCUAGGGCAGGACCUACAUCCACUGCCCAACCAGAGGACUUGUAUCCAGUGCCCACCCAGAGGACCCGCAUCCAAUGCCCACCUAGGGUAGGACCUACAUCCAGUGCCCAACCAGAGGACUUGUAUCCAGUGCCCAUCCAGAGGACCCGCAUCCAGUGCCCACCCAGGGGACCUCAAACCUGUGCCCACCCAGACCUGCCGCCAGGAUCAGGCUGGAUUGUAUGAGCUGAUCCCCGCUUUCCUCUCAGCACCUCUGCCUGCGGGGUGGAGGAUACAGGCACCCACUACCCUCGGUUACUGACAGAAGGGGGGAUUUAAACACAAAGGCAGGCUGGAGGUGGGGAGAGGAGGAAGCUCUGGCUCUGUCACUGCUCCUCAGGAGGGGGAUGAUGCUGAGCUGCUGCCUGCCUUGAGCCUCAGCAAACAAGCUGCUACCCUGCAAACAUGUGGAUCCCCACUGAGCACGAGAAAUACGGCGUGGUGGUUGCCAGCUUUCGGGGGACAGUUCCACAUGGUUUAACCUUGGAGAUUGGGGACACAGUUCAAAUUUUAGAAAAAUGCGAUGGCUGGUACAGAGGUUUUGCCCUGAAAAACCCAAAUAUGAAGGGAAUUUUUCCUUCCAGUUACGUGCACCUCAAGAAUGCUUGCGUGAAGAACAAAGGGCAAUUCGAGAUGGUGGUACCUACAGAAGAUGCGGUUAUUACAGAGAUGACUUCUACGCUGAGAGACUGGGGCACAAUGUGGAAGCAGCUUUAUGUGAAAAAUGAAGGAGACCUUUUCCACCGCCUGGGGCAUAUCAUGAACGAGAUAUUGGACCUACGAAGGCAGGUUCUUGUUGGACAUCUGACUCAUGAUCGAAUGAAGGACGUCAAGCGGCACAUCACUGCUCGCCUGGACUGGGGAAACGAGCAACUGGGUCUAGAUUUAGUUCCAAGAAAAGAAUUUGCAAUGGUUGAUCCAGAGGAAAUAAGUGUUACGGAGUUAUACCGACUGAUGGAACACAGACAUCGAAAAAAGGAUACACCGGUACCAGCUAGCAGCCACCAUCUCUUUGUUCAGAUGAAAAGUUUAAUGUGUUCUAAUCUGGGAGAGGAACUGGAAGUCAUCUUUUCACUAUAUGACAGCAAAGAAAAUCGACCAAUAAGCGAAAGAUUCUUUGUCAGACUGAAUAGAAACGGCCUGCCAAAAUCUCCAGAGAAGACCGAGAGAUACACUUCUCUAUUCAAUGACUUGAGCUCAAGUGACCUUCGUAAAGAUAUUUUCAUCACUAUACACAUAAUCAGAAUCGGUCGAAUGGGUGCGGGAGAAAAGAAGAAUUCAUGUAAUGUGCAGUAUCGACGGCCGUUCGGGUGUGCAGCUCUCAGUAUUGCUGAUCUCCUCACCGGGGAGUCAAAAGAUGACCUCAUCUUAAAAGUGUAUAUGUGUAACACUGAAAGUGACUGGUAUCAGAUUCAUGAGAAUAUCAUCAAGAAAUUGAAUGCCCGCUACAAUCUCACUGGUUCUAAUACAGGUCUGGCUGUUUCCCUUCAGCUGUUGCAUGGAGACAUUGAACAAAUUAGGAGAGAUUAUUCCUCUUUGUUUACCCGUGGGGUCUCGAUAACAAGAAAGCUUGGCUUCUCUGAUGUUAUUAUGCCUGGUGAAAUGAGGAAUGACCUUUAUAUCACCAUAGAAAAGGGAGAGUAUGAAAAAGGAGGUAAAAGUGUGGCUAGGAACGUACAAGUAACAUUGGUCAUUGUCGGCAAUGAUGGUCAAAUCCUAAAGGAUUACAUUUCCCUUGGUUCUGGAGAACCGAACGCCAACGAGUAUCAUUCAUUUGUGUUGUAUCACAAUAACAGUCCCAGGUGGGCUGAGCUGCUAAAGCUACCUGUCCCUGUGGAUAAAUUUAGAGGCGGACACAUACGAUUUGAGUUCCGGCAUUGUUCCACAAAAGAGAAGGGUGAGAAGAAGUUAUUUGGCUUUUCUUUCAUGCCUCUCAUGCAAGAAGAUGGCAGAACAUUUCCUGAUGGAACCCAUGAGCUUAUCGUACAUAAGUGUGAAGAAAAUACCACCUUCCAAGAUCCAUGUCGCUACCUCAAACUACCCUUUUUGAAAGGAAAUCAACAUGGAAAUAAUAAUCAGGCCAUUAAAAAUACAAAAGAGUCUUUUUGGAUAAGCUCAUUCCUUUGUUCUACUAAACUGACACAAAAUGGGGAUAUGCUCGACCUCUUAAAGUGGAGAAUGCACCCAGAAAAAAUCCCAGGCUGUCUGUCUAAGGUAAAAGAGAUUGAUGGAUCAGAGAUAGUCAAGUUUCUACAAGAUACACUGGACACCUUGUUUGGAAUUUUAGAUGAAAGUUCUCAAAAAUAUGCCUCUAAAGUGUUUGAUUGCCUGGUGUAUAUAAUUAACUUACUUCAGGACAGCAAAUUUCAGCAUUUUAAACCAGUUAUGGACACGUAUAUAGAAGGACAUUUUGCCGGUGCACUUGCUUACAGGGACCUCAUAAAAGUGCUGAAAUGGUAUAUUGAUAGAAUAAUUGAAGCUGAACGACAGGAGCAUAUCCAGGAGGUGCUGAAGGCCCAGGAAUACAUAUUUAAGUACAUCGUACAGUCCCGCAAGCUGUUUUCUCUUGCCACUGGGGGACAGAACGAGGAAGAAUUCCGAUGCUGUAUCCAAGAACUUCUUAUGUCCAUCCGAUUCUUUCUGUCUCAGCAAAGCAAAGGGGCCAAUGCUUUAUCGCAGUCUCAGGCAAUCUUUCUGAAUUCUUUCCCGGCUGUGUACUCGGAGUUGUUGAAACUCUUUGAUGUUCGAGAAGUUGCGAACUUGGUGCAUGAUACUCUAGGUAGUUUGCCAACAAUCAUGCAUGCAGAUGACUCUCUCCAAGACAUAAAACUUCAGUGCAUUGCGAAGACAGUGGAAAGUGAACUCUACAGUACUCCUGAUUCACGGUUUAUUCUGCUGCCUGUCGUCCUGCACCACCUCCACAUGCAUUUGCAAGAGCAGAGAGAUCUUGUCAUGUGCGCACGUAUCCUUAGCAACAUGUUUUGUCUAAGCAAGAAAACCAGCUCAGAGAAAUCUGCCAUGAAGGAAAUUGAUGUGAUCGUGAACAGCCUGCUGGACAUGCUACUGAGAACUAUAUUAGAGAUUACAAGUAGACCGCAGCCAUCGGACCCUGUAAUGCGACUCCAGUUUCAGGAUGUUACUGGUGAGUUUGUGGCUUCUUUAUUAUCACUUUUGCGACAAAUGACAGACAGGCAUUACCAGCAACUUCUGGACAGCUUCAACACAAAGGAAGAACUUCGGGACUUUUUGCUGCAGAUUUUCACAGUCUUUAGGAUUCUUAUCAGACCGGAGAUGUUUCCAAAAGAUUGGACUGUGAUGCGAUUUGUUGCAAACAAUGUCAUCAUUACAACAGUUCUGUAUCUUUCUGAUGCUCUUCGCAAAAACUUUUUAAAUGAAAGUUUUGAUUAUAAGAUUUGGGACUCCUACUUUUACUUGGCUGUGAUUUUUAUAAACCAGUCAUGCUUGCAGUUAGAAAUGUUUACACCAUCCAAAAUGAAGAAAGUCCUGGAGAAAUAUGGAGACAUGCGUGUAACGAUGGGAUGUGAAAUCUUCAGCAUGUGGCAAAAUUUAGGAGAGCACAAGCUACAUUUUAUCCCAGCUUUGAUUGGUCCAUUUUUGGAGGUAACACUGAUACCCCAGCCAGACCUUCGGAAUGUUAUGAUACCUAUUUUCCAUGAUAUGAUGGACUGGGAACAGAGAAGGAGUGGCAACUUCAAACAGGUGGAAGCAAAGCUAAUUGACAAAUUGGAUAGCCUGAUGUCUGAAGGAAAGGGGGACGAAACGUAUCGGGAGCUCUUCAACAGUAUAAUUCCUCUAUUCGGUCCCUACCCUAGUUUAUUAAAGAAAAUUGAGCGGGAGACAUGGCGAGAAAGCGGAGUGUCACUAAUUGCCACUGUCACACGACUAAUGGAAAGGUUGCUGGACUACAGGGAUUGUAUGAAAAUGGGGGAGGUUGACGGGAAAAAGAUCGGCUGCACGGUUAGCCUGCUGAACUUCUACAAAACCGAGUUGAACAAAGAAGAAAUGUACAUACGCUACAUCCACAAACUCUAUGAUCUGCACAUGAAAGCACAAAAUUUCACAGAGGCUGCUUACACUCUUCUUCUCUAUGACGAAUUACUGGAAUGGUCUGAUCGUCCUUUAAGAGAAUUCCUCACAUACCCAAUGCAAACUGAAUGGCAGCGAAAGGAGUAUCUUCACAUGACUAUUAUCCAGAACUUUGAUAGGGGCAAGUGUUGGGAAAAUGGAAUAAUUCUCUGCAGGAAACUUGCCGAGCAAUAUGAAAAUUACUAUGACUACCGAAAUCUCAGCAAGAUGAGGAUGAUGGAAGCAUCUCUGUAUGAUAAAAUUAUGGAUCAACAGCGUUUGGAGCCGGAGUUUUUUAGAGUUGGAUUCUAUGGCAAAAAAUUCCCAUUUUUCUUGAGAAACAAGGAAUUUGUUUGUCGUGGACAUGAUUACGAGAGGCUGGAGGCUUUUCAGCAGCGCAUGCUUAGUGAAUUUCCACAUGCUAUUGCAAUGCAGCAUGCCAACCAGCCCGAUGAAACAAUCUUUCAAGCAGAAGCACAAUAUUUGCAGAUCUAUGCAGUAACCCCGAUACCAGAGACUCAGGAAGUUUUGCAAAGAGACGGCAUUCCUGAUAACAUCAAAAGCUUUUACAAAGUCAAUCAUAUCUGGAGAUUCAGAUAUGAUCGGCCAUUUCACAAAGGGACCAAGGAUAAAGAAAAUGAAUUUAAGAGUCUCUGGGUAGAAAGAACUGCGUUGACCCUGGUGCAAAGUUUGCCUGGUAUUUCUCGUUGGUUUGAAGUAGAAAAACGGGAAGUGGUUGAAAUGAGUCCUCUUGAAAAUGCAAUUGAAGUAUUGGAAAAUAAAAACCAGCAGCUGCGAACACUGAUUGGUCAGUGCCAAACCCGGCAGAUGCAGAACAUAAACCCACUUACGAUGUGUCUGAAUGGAGUCAUAGAUGCUGCAGUUAACGGUGGUGUUUCUAGGUAUCAGGAGGCAUUCUUUGUGAAGGACUAUAUCUUCAAGCACCCUGAGGAUGGAGACAAGAUCACACGCUUGAGAGAACUGAUGCUUGAACAGGCCCAGAUUUUAGAGUUUGGUUUAGCUGUGCACGAGAAAUUUGUUCCUCAAGAUAUGAGACCUUUACAUAAGAAGAUGGUGGACCAGUUCUUUGUAAUGAAGUCAAGUUUGGGAAUCCAGGAUUUCUCCGCUUGUGUACCACCUAGUCCUGUAAAUUUCCCCAAUGGAAGCCCUCGCAUACCUAGAAAUUCAGCACCUGCUAUUUUGGGGCCCGAUGCAGCCAGGGUGGUACCUAGAAGAAGUCCAUUAAGUUAUCCAGCAGUCAACAGAUACUCCUCUUCAUCGCUUUCCUCUCAAGCAUCGGCGGAGGUUAGCAACCUGACGGGGCAAUCAGAGAGCUCGGAUGAAGUGUUUCACAUGCAGCCAAGUCCGUCUACCUCAAGUUUAAGCUCCACACAUUCCGCCUCACCAAAUGUGACCAGUUCGGCUCCAUCAAGUGCCAGAGCUUCCCCACUGCUAUCUGACAAACACAAGCAUUCCAGAGAAAAUCCCUGCCUUUCCCCAAGAGAGAGACCCUGCAGUGCGAUAUUUCCAAUUCCAGCAGAACCUCCCCAGAGAGGGUUGUUUAACCACAUUGGAGAAAACAUGUUGCCUCGUAGUGAUCCAAAUCUUUCUGCACCUGAAAAAGCAGUGAAUACAGCACCAAGCAGUUGGAGUUUGGACAGUGGUAAAGAGGCCAAAAACAUGUCAGAAAGUGGAAGACACAUGACUCCGCCUGUGCCACCAAGAACAAUGCAGGGGGCUUCUCCAGCCAGGAAUAUAGCAGCUGUAUCCCCGUCUAUGAUGGGACGAUCGCCGAUGAAGGGUUCAAUGCAGUCGUUUACCCCAUCUCCCGUAGACUGCCAUCCAUCCAGCCUCAUGUCUAAUUCUCCAGUCUUGUCAGGAAGCUGUAGUAGUGGCAUUUCAUCGCUCAGUCGCUGCAGCAUUUCAGAAAUCUCGGGUUUCGAAACUCAGUUCUACGACCAAUCUCUUCCUGGUUAUGGCAUACCCGAAGAGACAGUGAAGAAAGAAAGCAAGACCCCACCACCCUACAGUGUGUAUGAAAGGACUUUAAGACGCCCUGUUCCCGUACCUCAAUGCCUUUCUAUUCCUGCCCCUAUUGAUCCACCAGCUUUACCACCCAAACCGGGUCCAGUUCGUCCUACCAAUCUGGAGAAUGGCAAAAGGACCGACCCUCUCCAACGACCUAGACCUUUCCCACGGAAAGUUUCUCAGUUGUAAUACAUUUUGCAUUUUCAUUUUAAUGCCAUGAACAGACUUUCUCAUUAAUUUUAUAACAAUUAACAAAUAACCCUUAGGGGUCAUAUGAUUAAGAACUGCAGAAGGGUUACAUACACUUAAUGAAAGUGUGGGCACUUUAAUUGUUUACUAUUUGAUUCCCUAAUUAAGGAAGUGAAGUGUUUUAUUUUUUAUUAUUGUUUUGCACAUUAUUUUAGGAAAAUUAAUUCAGGAUUAACUUGACAUGAGGCACUUUUUUGAUCACAUAAUGGAAAAAGAAAAGAAGCACAUAACAUUUCCUAACGUGCUAUUUUUGGACUAUCGGUUUAAUAUUCCAUAGGAUUUUUUUCAACGUUUUUUUUUUCUUUUUUUUCCCCACCUUUUAUGUAGGUAUAUUCAUAAAUUGUUUCAUUCCAAAACAAUGGCAGAAUAUGCCUUCUUUUUUAAUACUUGAUAUACAUAAUUUUUAAGUAUAAAUGUCAGGCACUUUAACAAACCAUCCAACAAUUCCAAAUUUGUCAUGCAUGCUAACCCCAUAUUUAGAAUACCAUUUGACUUUAUCUAUUGUUUAUAAAAUGAGGUGGGGCAUUUUUACAUUUUGAAGAUGCAUGCAUAAUGUGCAUAGUUCUCUUUAGGCUAUGAUAAUUUGUGUGCUGCAGUUUGUGCAUUUUGUAUUGUCAGGGGCGAUUUGUGUUGCUUUGAGGAUUUGUGUUUUAAGAAUACAUACAUAAACAAAAUCAAAUAAGGAAACCAUUAAAGAACAAACAUAUAUUUUCUCGAGAUUCUAAUUACAUGGCUGCCAGCCAUUUUAGAUCCUGCCUUUGAUGUAAUUUAGUGAUAUAAAGUGUUUGAGUUGCUUUGGUGCUGCAAAUAUUUUUUUUAAUUGUUUAACUUUUCUCCUUCGCUUUAAAGUACUUUAUCUUCUAUCUGAGUACCUCCGAAAAAAGAUAUUUCCAUAUUACAUGUUUAAAUUUGCUCUAAUUUCUAGAGUGAUGUCUAGUUAGCCCUGAACAUUAAAACAUGUUUUUUUUUUUCUUCUGAUUUUUUUUUCAGGACUAGGUAACAUAUAACCCACAUGUGUUUUUAUCCAGAUUUCCUUAUCGAUUUACAAUUUCAUCAGUGUGUGAGGC
This is a messenger RNA of Pelobates fuscus (common spadefoot toad), 8122 nucleotides long. It is a transcript of the gene DOCK4, whose product is annotated as dedicator of cytokinesis 4. NCBI's taxonomy places the organism in Eukaryota, Metazoa, Chordata, Amphibia, Anura, Pelobatidae. The record is from RefSeq and is a predicted model, not a curated record. Gene Ontology annotation, molecular function: small GTPase binding; GTPase activator activity; guanyl-nucleotide exchange factor activity. Gene Ontology annotation, cellular component: cytoplasm; plasma membrane. Gene Ontology annotation, biological process: cell chemotaxis; small GTPase-mediated signal transduction. The transcript has 53 exons. Bases 1098 to 6995 code for a protein of 1965 amino acids.